CUCCCUCUCUCUCCCCCUCUCUCCCUCUCUCGCUCUAAACAUUUCUGUUUUUGCCUCCUGAGGACUGUUUUGAAAGACUUUGACUCCUUCACACAAACGUACUAUUUUUUGUUUUUUUUAAUUUUUUAAUUUUUUAAUAAUCUCUUCCAUGGAGGUCGGAGUCUAACUGCAGUAUCAGAGUGACACACAGCGCGAGACUCUUCUGCCGGCAAGGACCAUGCCGACCAUGCUCAGUGCCAUCGUCCUCCAGAUUCUGAGCGUGCUGAUUGGUCUGAGCUGCUCCCUGAAUCCAAGAGACCCAAACGUGUGCAUCCUCUGGGAGAGCUUCACCACUUCCGUCAAAGAGUCCUAUCUGCAUCCUUACGACCAGGUGACAGACGAGCCCUGCGCUGACCCUCGGACCUUCUACAGAUGCCUGCACCACAGGAUCACCUACAAGACGGCCUACAGGCAGGCGGUAAAGACGGACUAUCGCAAGAGGUACCAGUGCUGUCCAGGGUUCUACGAGAGCAGAGACAAAUGCGUCCCUCGCUGCACCAAAGAGUGCGUCCACGGCCGCUGUAUCGCUCCAGACCGCUGCCAGUGUGAAGGAGGCUGGCGAGGAGACGACUGCUCCAGUGCCUGUGAUGACAAACACUGGGGCCCGCGAUGCAGUCAGCAAUGCAAGUGUGAGAACGGAGCUCUGUGUGAUCCUGUGAAGGGCCAGUGUCAGUGUUUCCCCGGGUUUAUCGGACGACACUGCGAGGAGUCGUGUCCAGCAGGAACCUUUGGGAAAGGCUGCCUGCAGAGGUGCAAGUGUGGGACCGGAGGAUCCUGCGAUAAAGCAACAGGAGAGUGUGUGUGUCGGGACGCAUUCACUGGAACAUUCUGUGAGAAGUCGUGUCCCAGGAAAUGCCAGGUGCGAUGCCCCUGUCAGAACGGGGGCAUCUGUCGGGGCAAAGGCGUCUGUGCUUGUCCCCCCGGAUGGACGGGUGCAGUGUGUACGGAGCGAUGUCCCGAGGGAAGGUUCGGGCCAAACUGUGCAGAGGAGUGCGUCUGCCACAACAGCGGGAAAUGUAACCCUGAAACUGGGCAGUGUCAGUGUGCGAAAGGUUUCGCUGGUAACAGGUGUAAUGAAGAGUGUGCAGCAGGAAGUUACGGUCAGGACUGCAAAGGUGUGUGUGACUGUGCUAACGGAGCUCGCUGUUACAACAUCGACGGAGGCUGCCUGUGCGAGCCGGGCUUCAGUGGCCCGCAGUGCAGGGACAGGAUGUGUGCACCGGGAAAAUACGGCAUGCACUGCGAACGCUCCUGUCUCUGCCAGGACAAACACACACUCAGCUGUCAUCCGAUGAAAGGAGAGUGCACGUGCCAGCCGGGCUGGGCAGGACUGUUCUGUAAUGAGACGUGCGCUCAUGGAUUCUAUGGUCACGGUUGCCUGGAGCCGUGUCUGUGUGUGAAUGGAGGUGUGUGUGAUAGCGCCACUGGACAGUGUCACUGUGCACCAGGGUUCACGGGCGUUCAUUGUGAGAAUCCAUGUAAAAGUGGCACAUAUGGUAAAAACUGCUCUCUGGAGUGCUCCUGUGAUCACUUUGUUGACUGCUCACCAGUUGAUGGGACCUGCUUCUGUAAAGAAGGCUGGCAAGGACCGGACUGUUCCACCCCCUGCUCCGAGGGAACCUGGGGUCCAGGAUGCAACAGCACGUGCCACUGUGCAAACGGGGCAAAAUGUCACCCUGCCGAUGGAACCUGCACCUGUGCGGCCGGAUGGCAGGGGCCACACUGUGACCAACCAUGCCCUAUGGGCACGUUUGGUCCAGGCUGUCUGAAGAGGUGUGACUGUGUCCGUGCCGAUGGUUGCCAAGCUACCACCGGGGAGUGCCACUGUCUGCCAGGCUGGUGGGGUCCUCGCUGCAGUGACUCAUGUUCAGAGGGCUUGUGGGGGCGUCACUGUAAUCAGUCCUGCUUCAAGCAUUGCCCCAACAGUGACACCUGCAUAAGGGAAACUGGAGAAUGUGUGUGUCAUCCAGGCUACUGGGGAGUCACCUGUCAGAACAAAUGCAGAGCUGGUAUGUACGGUGAGCAGUGCAGUAUGUCCUGUCCAUCCUGCGGAGAGUCGUACCGCUGCCAUCAUGUGACAGGAGAGUGUGACUGCCUGCCGGGAUACACUGGACACAACUGUGAUCAAGUUUGUCCAGCUGGUUACUAUGGAAAACAGUGUUCUGAAGUGUGUAUUACCUGUGCCAACAACUCCACGUGUGACCACAGGGAUGGUCACUGUGAAUGUUUGCCCGGCUGGACGGCAACGGACUGCUCCAAAUCCUGUAGUCCAGGACGUUUUGGUCCAUUCUGCACACAGACCUGCUCCUGCCCGACCAGUCUCAUCUGUGACAGGUUUGCCGGAGACUGCGUCUGUGAAAGUGGAGGAGACGACUGCAAACAAGAAGCACCUGAGCAGGCAGGCAGCGUCAUGGUGCCUCUUCCUCCCGGUGAGAGGGAGUCAUGGGGAGCCAUUAGUGGCAUCGUCGUGCUCGUCAUCCUGGUGGUCUUGCUGCUCUCGCUGCUGCUGCUCUAUCGCCGCAGGCAGAAAGACAAGCAGAACAACGCACCCACCGUCUCUUUCUCCACCAGCCGCACUGUCAACUCUGAAUACGCCGUUCCAGAUGUUCCCUACAGUUACCACCACUACUACUCCAACCCCAGCUACCACACACUGAGCCAGAACAGGCCUCCACUGCCACACCUCCCCAACAACCAGGACCGCACUAUCAAGAACACCAAUAACCAGCUGUUCUGUAGUGUGAAAAACAUGGAGCGGGAGAGGCGUGGCCUGUUUGGUGUAGAGAGCAACGCAACGCUGCCCGCAGACUGGAAACACCAGGAGCCCCGCAAAGACUCAGGGGCGUUUGGAAUCGAUCGGCGCUACAGCUACAGUGCCAGCCUUGGAAAAUAUUACAGCAAAGAGCUGAAGGACACGGUGGCUGUUAGCAGCAGCUCUCUGAACAGUGAGAAUCCCUACGCCACCAUCAAAGACCUGCCGGGCCUGCCCUUCUGUCCCCAAGAGAGUAGCUACAUGGAGAUGAAGUCAGCUGUGCCCAGAGAGAGAGCGUACACCGAGAUCAGCCCGCCACCGUUCAACACGGCCACUUUACACAGAGAGCGUCAUAACUCCCUCGGUCAGGCUCCUCACGAUGACCCACAGAGCCACUACGACCUCCCUGUGAACAGCCACAUACCAGGACACUAUGACCUGCCACCAGUCCGCCGCCCGCCCUCCCCUUCCUCCUCCCCCAGGAGAACCCCCCAGUGACUCUCCCCAUCGUUCCCUCCUCCACCUCUUCCUCACUUUGGAGAUGAUGAUGAUGAUGAUGAUUUCUGGCCUGUGCUCGCAAACAAAGAGUAAACGUGAAGCGUAACUCAGCAAGCAGGAGGCCGCUGACCUUCCGCUGUUACUGAGGAGGAUUCCAUUUUUUUACAACUCAACACUGCCCCUGUGUGGACUGAGGUGGUAGUGGAUUCACCAUGACACACCUGUCAUCCAGACAGGGGAGCCAGCAGCAGGCUAAAGUCAUACAAACGUUUUCCCUCUUUUGUUAGUUGCUUCUCCAGCUGUUGUACAUUUUAUAAAACAAAAUUCACCUUUUAUUAUCGUUACAAAAAUGACGUAUGUUGUCAUUGUUUUCUAUAUUUUAUUGGUUUCCCUGCUCAAUAAGAAGAAGUUUAAUUUACCCAGCUGGCAGCUGUGCUCCUUGUAAAAACCCUGAAAAAAAGAAAAAGUCAUGGGAACUUUAAUAGACGUCGUCUAAUGCUUUGUACUUUUAUGCCUUUUACAGCAAAAUGAAUGUUAAAAAACUGCCAGUGUUUGAAACUAAUGAGAGAAUAUUGUCUCUUAAAGGUUGAUAGUCAGAAUCAUCAGAUGAUUGAAGCAGCGUUGUACAUUUAUCCAUAUAUAUGUUUGUUCUUCAUUUACAAAAGUGGCAUUUUCUAUACAUGUGCGCCUUCCUGCUGCUGCUGCUGCUGUUGGAUGGAAAAGUUGUAAAUAUAGAUAUAAAUGUCGUUUAAGAUUGUGUUAAAGUGAUAGUUCAGGUUUUUUGAAGUGUGGUUGUAUGAGGUAUGUCAGUGGAAACACGAGGAAAACAGGAGGAGGCUCAUCUAAUUCCAUCUGUGCCUGUUUAAGUGUGAACUUAAGAAUAUUGUUUUCCACUUCGUCUCACUUGUAGACAUCAGAUUUUAAAUCACAGCACAAAAGAGUUGUGUGUCCACUGCUGCCUCCAUCAGUAACUUCUGACAUUUAGGUGAUUGAAGUUCUUGUUGAGAUCUAACACCAAACAAGUCAGCAGUGGAUUAAACACUAAAAAUGCUGAUUUUCUCACUGCUGUUUCCAACCAUUAAAGGUGAUGUAACAGUCAUGGUGUAAGUAGUUUUAACUGAUCCACAGUUCGGCUUGAUUUCUGUGUGGGACGUCGCUCUUUGUGACCAGUCAUCACACAGUUACCUACUCGGCACUCUUUUGGGAGUGGAAACGUUACUUAAACCGUGCCGUGGCGAGGCGAGGCGAGUAGAGCCGGUGGAAAUACGCCGUAAGAUAAAGCAGCAAACGUAUUCUUAAGAUAAUCUCACAUCCUAAAGGUCUAUAUUUUAUGAGGCGAGCCUUUUGUUAAGUGGCUAAAAUCAGUUUUUCCCUUGUGUCCUUGCUGAGGACUGAGAGUGAGUCUCAUGCUGGUUCCUGGUCAACAGGGGCCCCAGAGGUAGACAGCUCUGCCUGGUGCAGGGUGUGAGCUGAGGGGCCAACACUUCAUGUCAGUGAAGGCUCUCAGUCAAGUUUCACCUCUCGUCCAGGAGGAUUCUUCACUUCUUUAGUUCAGUAUCUCAUAAACAUCUGCUUAGGGAUGCAUGAUACUGGACUCAUGUAGACUCAUGCUCUGUAGUGAAAUCAACUUUUCUCAUAAAUAAAUUGUCUUCAUUGUGCAAAACAAAUAAACUUAAAAAAGUAGUAGUUAGAGGAUGUAGAAGCUCUGUCAUUAGUCAGAUCAGAGGAUCUUAGUGCAUUUGCCGAUAUCUCAUAAUACAUUUGAAAGCCAAUAUAAGACAAUAGCAAUAAUAUUGUGCAUCCCUCGGUGCAGGAAACACUGUUUGUGUAGUGAAAAAUUAAAGUCUUCUUAUGAAUGUUAAUACAGUCGAUUUCCACAGUUAACAAAACUGAAAACCGACAAACAAAACUAUCUGAAAUGAACACAUUCAAUUGAAUUGGCUGGUGAAGACAUGAGGAAGUCGGCUGUCAAUAAUCAUCCUUUCAUGAUUAUACAGUGAGUUUGUUUUCCGUUCAUUAUCCAUUUAAAGAACAGAGAGAAUGUGUACGUCGUUCUUCAAACACUUUCGUUUUCAGAAGAGCUUCAGCUUUUGUUAGGGUUUUUUUAAACGUAAGCAUUUCUAUUUGAAUGUAACCAUGAGAACACGUGUGUGUGUGUGUGUGUGUGUGUAUAUAAUGUAAAUAAAAAUGUCUGCACCUUUCA
Messenger RNA from Solea solea (common sole), 5492 nucleotides. It is a transcript of the gene pear1, whose product is annotated as platelet endothelial aggregation receptor 1. Gene Ontology annotation, cellular component: membrane. The record is from RefSeq and is a predicted model, not a curated record. The transcript is spliced from 23 exons. Lineage: Eukaryota; Metazoa; Chordata; Actinopteri; Pleuronectiformes; Soleidae. The coding region runs from base 218 to 3289 and encodes 1023 amino acids. Gene Ontology annotation, molecular function: protein binding.